AUGGAUCCAAAUUAUCGCAUUCAAGAACGAGAACAAGAUCGUUUACGUCGUUCUGCAAAACGUCAGGAGUUACAGUAUCGUAGAUCAAAUUUCAACAUUUGGAUUUCUGAAAAAGAAGAAGAAGUUACUACUACUAUAAGUGAGAAACAAGAAUAUGAACAGGAAAAAACUGACAAUGAAAAGAAAACAGAUGAAGCAGGGUACGUACGUUAUAUGAAUGAAAGACGGGACACCAUGCGAAAGAAGAUUCCUAUUAAAACGGCUAUGGAAAAUAAUAGAAUAAUCAUUGAAGAAUGGAGACAGUUACCAGAAGAACGUAAAGCAUCUUAUACUAAAGCAGCAGAUAUGAAUGAUAAGGAGGGGAAUGAUAAGGAUAAGAAUGACAAGAAGAAGAAUGAUAAGGAGAAAAAUGAUAAGAGGAAAAAGACAGUGGAAGAAACAAAGUAUACACCGUUUGAAGUGCUGUUCGGAGUAGAAAUGCGGAAUCAGAUAUCAGAUACAGAAGUGCUGCAGAUAUGUCAAGACAAGAAAAUACGAAAAGCAAUCCGUCAUAUGGAUCCAAAUUAUCGCAUUCAAGAACGAGAACAAGAUCGUUUACGUCGUUCUGCAAAACGUCAGGAGUUACAGUAUCGUGUACACGAACAACAGAUCAACACAUUACGGCGAAAGCAAUGA
Messenger RNA from Teleopsis dalmanni, 675 nucleotides. RefSeq names its product high mobility group protein 20A-like. NCBI's taxonomy places the organism in Eukaryota, Metazoa, Arthropoda, Insecta, Diptera, Diopsidae. The record is from RefSeq and is a predicted model, not a curated record. The transcript has 3 exons. Bases 1 to 675 code for a protein of 224 amino acids.